Molecule: messenger RNA, 5486 nt
Organism: Doryrhamphus excisus (bluestripe pipefish)
Lineage: Eukaryota; Metazoa; Chordata; Actinopteri; Syngnathiformes; Syngnathidae
Gene: znf592
Product: zinc finger protein 592
Source: RefSeq, a predicted model, not a curated record
CGCUGAGGGAGUCAUCUGAAAUAAGUCGAAAUUAGCAACACUGACUAGCUACCUAGCUUUGACAUCAACUACCCCCUUCACGGUUUAAAUUCUUAGCAGCCUAGUAAUCGUAUAGAUUGUUUUUGCCAUAGCCUCGUCAAAUGGUUCAUGAGUGUGUGCAACCAUGGGUGACAUGAAAACCCCUGAUUUUGAUGAUCUCCUGGCUGCCUUUGACAUCCCAGAUGCUACAGGCUUGGAUGCCAAGGAGCCCAUCCAAGAGGGAAAUGAUGACAAACACCCCAACGACACUUUAUUGAGUAAUCAAGCAGAUAUUCCUACUGUGAGUGUGAUUGUGAAAAACACACAUCAUCAGGAGCCAUCUGAAGGUUUCGGCAAUGGACUUCACUCAUCUUUGCCAGCUUUGCAUAAUGGAUUUAAUGCACAGGGAUCUGGCGACAUGUCUAACGGUGGCUUUCCCAAAUCAUUUGUUUCCUCUGUAAAUGGGGAGUUUUCUAGCGAGUUUCUGGGAAAGGCGCCGAUACAACACAAACCUGAUGCAACGCCAACGUUUUCUCAGUCGCUCUCCCACUCCAGUCCCACAUCAAGUCCUGGGUGUGAAGACGGUUUAUCAAGGAGAGACAUUAUGCACCCAAAACAAGAGCAAUCAUGUUUGCCAGAAGCUUCGAUUAUGGUGGAGUCUCCAUUUGCAGACAAUCCAAAAAAGACUAAUCUUUGUGUUUUUGAUGAUUUCCAGAAGGAUAACGACUCUCCAAGAAGUGAGGAAACACAUGACAGUGGUGCUUGUCAUAAAAUGAUAAGAACACACAUUGGACUUCCUCCACUUAGCAAUAGCAGGUCCAACUGCAAAGUGGAAACAUCAGUGGGUUCCUUUUCACACAUCAAACCAUACACAUCUAAAUCUUGCCUUGAGGCUCUGGUGGCUCUCAAUGCUAGGAGGGAACCCAGCGAGCAAACUAAUCCCACAGAAUCGCCAGCAAUCCACAACGACUGCACAAAGUACAGCCCCAAGGUGCCCAUAUCCCCACGUAGUCCUAUGAGCCCUCUAGAAGCGGUGAAGCGCCUCAUGAAGCCGCCCGACAGCCCCAUAAGCAUCUGCAGCGACAGCAGUGGCAAGGCGUCCCCUGCAGUCACUUCAGGGUCGCCUCCUGUCAUACCCAAGGUCAGGAUAAAGACCAUCAAGACCACCAGUGGGCAGGUGAAGCGCACCGUUACCAGCGUGCUACCUGAUUCUGAAACGGACGACGUUCACUCCCCCUACGAGUCCUCUCCGUCGCAGAGUUUAAUGAGCGAGGAUGGCACUUAUUCCCCCCAGAACCUACACAGCAAGGAGGAAAAGAGGUUAGAGGUGACAGAAUCUGCAGUAGCGUUUCCUAAUUCACAUUUCAAAAGAUCAGCUGCAGUUCGGACACACAAGCAAAAGAGAACAUCUUCUGCUAAACACGCAGCCAGUGCAAACUUUCUCCCCAAAGCCGUGCACCUAGCCAGUCUCAACCUUGUUCCUCACAGUGUCGCCGCCUCCGUGACAGCCCGCACCGCCUCGCAUCAACCCAGUCAGCACACGCUCUCCUCAACGGUCUACAGCACCGUCCCUUUGGUGCAUCAGAUCAAAACCUGCCCCCAAACGUCUGUCCCCAAUACAGCAGCAGGGACCUUGAACCGGCUGCUGAAAGACUCCAACCCCGUGCCUACAUACGUGCCUGACCUGAACCCCCCACCAGGGAGCGACAUCCGCCUUCCGCCACGGGGCUACACCUGUCUGGAGUGUGGGGACUCUUUCGGGCUAGAGCGCAGCCUUUCCUAUCAUUACAGUCGCAAGAGUGUCCACAUCGAGGUGGGGUGCACGCUGUGCGCCAAGACAAUGGUGUUCUUCAACAAGUGUUCCUUGCUGGCGCAUGCACGCAAGCACAAAAGCAACGGCACGGUCAUGCAGUGCACACAGCUCCACAUGAAACCUAUUGCAGAGGCACACAUGUUUGCACCUCUCAGUACAGAACUGGUCAAAUGGGACUCUCGAUCAUCACCAUCCAGCCCCCUUAAGAACCAUCCCGUCAUGCCGCUCUAUCCAGACAAUGUCAGCCAUUAUAGACAACGCUGCUUGGAGUGUAACAAGCCUAUGGUGGACCAAAGAGCCCUGGCCGGCCAUUAUCAGUCUCUGUCAGAAGAUAAGAAAGCGUUUAUUUGCAAACUUUGUUCAAUGUUGCUACCUAACAAGUGCAGCCUGAGGGCCCACCAGCGCAUCCACACACACAAGUCCCCUUACUGCUGCCCCGAGUGUGGCGCCAUGAGUCGCUCCGCCGACAUUCAGAAGCACGUGAGGGAAAACUGUCUCCAUUAUGCACGCAAAGCCUGGUACAAAUGUCUUCACUGUGAGGUGGUUUUCAAGACCCUUCAAGGACAAAAGACUCACAUUGAGGAGAAACACUGUGUGGUCCUACACAAGUGCUCUGCCUGUCCGGUGGCCUUCAAAACCUCCAUCAGUUAUGAAGCCCAUUUAAAGAAUAAACACAGCGCUAGCAAACUACCCCCUCAGUUCAACUAUAAGUGCUCAUGUGGGAGCAUUUUCCAGAAGAAGUCAUUGCUUUUUCAACAUUUCCAUCAGGAUGCCAACAAGCGUCUUACUUGUGUGUUUAAGUGUCCAGAAUGCAACUCUGUUUUCUCACGAAAGCAGCUGCUAAUGCAACAUUUCAAGAGCAUGCAUGGAGGAGAUUUGAGGCCAGAGUCAGAGGUGAACAAUAAAAACACAAAAAAGAGUGAUUUGCAACAAGAUGCUGCUUCCAUCCACGGCCAUGUGAAACGGACUGACGGUCUCCGAAAGAAGGCGGAGAAGGAUGGCUGUCCUCGUGUCAAGUCCUCUGGCUGGACAUGCGGGGAGUGUCUUCAGUGGUUCCCUGAGCGAGACCUCUACAUUUCACAUUUGAAGUCCAAGCACGGAAAGUCCCUGAAGCGCUUCCUCUGUCGACAGUGUGACCAGUCGUUCAAUUCCAGCACGAGUUUAAGACGACACAUUCGCAGUGACCACGAUGGGAAAAAGAAAAUCUACACUUGCUGGUAUUGCACAGACAAAAAGACGUUCACCAGCAGUGUGUUGCUGAAGAACCACAUCAGUCUAAUGCAUGGAAUCAAAAAUCCCGACCUUGGCCAAAUGCCGGAAAUCUCCCCCCAGGACUGCAGGAGUACUGCGAACAAGGAUCGUGGACCAUCAAUAGCUGUCCCUCCAGAGGCGGAUGGGGACGCGUCAGCUUCUGUGGAGGCUCCUUCCGCCAAGCGUGUGAAAACACAAUUCCGCUGUUCCAAGUGUGGUUUCUCCACAGACGACAACAUGGCGUUCCGUGAGCACAUAGCUCAACAUAAAAGUGACGAUAACACUCCUCAGUGCCUUCACUGCGGCCUGGGUUUCACGUCGCCGUUGUCCCUCAGCAGACAUUUGUUCAUCGUUCACAAGGUCAAAGAUCCCGAGGAACAGGAGGAGCGGGAUAAUCAGCUUGAAGCUGACAAACAGACAAAGGAGCGUCUUCACUGUGAGAACUGUGAGGAUUUAAAUCCCUCUCAGACAUGAAGGCAGUGAAAUCCAUCCUUGCUGCUUUUCUCGUAGAACGCAACACUUGUUUUUGUUCCCAUUUGUCAUCAGCUGAACAAAAAAAAAUUCUGUGUACAAAAAAUAUUGUUCACAAAUCUGUGUUCUUAAUCGGUGUUGGUGCGGAUUCAUUACCAGUCCACCUCACAGAUGUGACACAGUAAGAUGCUGAUUAUUGCACAGGAGUGCAUUAGGUUGGCCACAAUAAAACAUCACUCCAAAAAUGUGCUGUUUAACUGCAUUGAGGGUGGUCCUGAGGUGUCUGAAAACCAGUCGGUAUCUGCCUUGACCGUCAUAUACACCGUAUAUGCCACUAUAUACACCAAUUCAGAGCAUCCCAAACUCAAUGGCCCAGUAGGUGACAUGUUGCUUGAGUAUGCUGGCAAUGCACAUACUAAAAUGUCUAAUUUUAUCAAUACCAUUUUGAAGACAGCAAGCAUGUUUUGUGUGCUCUGCACCGGCGUAUAUGGUAUUUAAGGCAAAGACUUGCUUUCAGACCUCUUGGAUGACUCACAAUAAACGUAACAUUUUGGAGUGGCCUUUUAUUGUGGCCAACCUAAGGCGUGCCUGUGCUACAAUCAUACUGUCUCAUCAGCAUCUUGGUAUGCCACACCUGAGAGGUGGAUAGAUUAUGAAACAUGAAUGCUCACUAAUGGAUUUUUGAUGGCCUUUGUUGCACAUAGAAAAUGUUUUAGGUCUUUGACUUAUCUCAUCAAAAAUGGGAGCAAAAACAAGGGUGUUUAUAUUUUUGUUCUGUAGCACAUUGCUUGAUGCUCUGCAUGUACAUGACUUAUAGGUUUAAUGAAAAACAGCAGUAUUUUCAUGUUUCUUGUUUGAUUUUAUUUAACUUUGCAUGUCAGGUAUUGUAUUCAUUGUGCCUUUCUAAUAUAAUUGUGGCACUCAUAUUAGUGAAGAUGUUUUAGUCUUGUUUUUACAACUAUUUCAUCCAUGCUGAGGAGGGUAACGCAAAUAUGCAGAUACGGAUUGUCAAUAACUGGGACCUUCAGUUUUGUGUUCAUGUCAUGCAAUAUCCCAUGAAUGGGAUUCGAGAUGCUGUGUUUUUUUUAACACAAUAUUCAUUUAAAACAGUUCUUUAAGCCUACGAAAGGUAGGCUGCAGUUAAGGGCGAACAGUCAGUUGUUGAAAGUGAGCAGUGUUGAUAAUACCUCAAACUAGUAGUAUUUUUUGAGGCAAGCACGUUUUUUUUUGUUGCGUCAAAUCGAGGUAGUUUUGGUUAAGCAUGCUGGGCUUGGGAAAUGGAUGUUUUACAGCUAGGAGACCAGAGUUCGAGUCCCCCCUCGGGCAUCUCUUGUGUGGAGUUUGCAUGUUCUCCCUGUGCAUGUGUGGGUUUUCUCCGGGUACUCCGGCUUCCUCCCACAUUCCAAAAACAUGCUAGGUUAAUUGGCGACUCCAAACUGUCCUUAGGUAUGGCGACCCUCGUGAGGAUAAACGGUAGAAAAUGAAUGAAUGAAUGUUUUAUACAAAGGAGGCAAGUUUAAGGGACUAGACUUGUAAAGUUGCACUUUUUUGCCUUGAUAGUGUGACAGUAACUACCUCUGGUAAAUGGCAGUGAUUGUUCAAUGUACAGAGGCUUCACAGUACAAUGCAGAAUGUGCAUUAUCCUAUGUUAUUGAAUUUUAUAAAUUAUGGUCAGGAAUGAUAUUGACGCAUAUCAAGUCAUAUUGACUUAACUGGAAAGUGAUCUUUUUUGUGCUACACAAGAUCUUCAUUUUCUACUUUACAUCCUCAGCCAACAUGCAUGGUUUGGUGCAUUGUGCUCAUUCUGAAGAAUAUUUCUACUUUUGAUAGCCUGUACAGUCACAACUUGUAUACCUACGAGCAGUGCAUUUUUGAAGCUAUAACAUCUAUCUAGCAUGCAGUGGCCCAUGUGCCUUGCUGUCAUGUUUACCUA